Messenger RNA from Spinacia oleracea (spinach), 1728 nucleotides. RefSeq names its product putative disease resistance protein RGA3. The transcript has 4 exons. The record is from RefSeq and is a predicted model, not a curated record. The coding region runs from base 1 to 1728 and encodes 575 amino acids. Gene Ontology annotation, molecular function: ADP binding; protein binding. Lineage: Eukaryota; Viridiplantae; Streptophyta; Magnoliopsida; Caryophyllales; Amaranthaceae.
AUGUCAAUAUGCAUUACACUUGAGCCACCGGUGGUAAUAUGUUGGUUCAUUUUAGCCAAUCUCGUUAGGUUCAGACUUGGAAAAGCUGCUAGUACAGGGGGAUUCUGCUCUUCUUUGUACAGUAUAUGUGUCACCUCAUGUGCUACAUGCCAAGUUGGGAUUGGAGGUUUAGGGAAAACAACACUUGCACAGCUUGCGUACAAUGAUGACAAGAUUGAAAGAGAAUUCACCUUAAGGAUGUGGGUUUGUGUCUCCCAAAAAUUUGAUGUUGAUAAAAUUCUACGUAGAAUGUUUGAGUUGCUGACAGAUAAGUGUUAUGACCGUUUCACGACGGAGACAGUCCAGAUCGAACUUGAGCACAAAAUUACAAGGAAGAGAUACUUGCUUAUACUGGAUGAUGUGUGGAAUGAAAACCGUGAAGAGUGGCUUAGAUUAACAAGUAUGUUGAUAGUAGGGGGCAAAGGAAGCAGGAUUCUGGUAACCACUCGGUCUCACCUGGUUGCAAGAGUUAUAUAUGAAUUGGAGGGUCUGUCACUAAAAGACUCGUGGACUUUGUUUGAGAAAAAGGCGUUUGAAGGGAGAGGACAAGCAGAUGUAGAACUUGUUGAGAUCGGGAAAGAGAUGGUUAGAAGAUGUGCAAACAUUCCACUUGCCAUAAAGAUCAUUGCCAGCCUUGUAUACGGCCAGGGUAAAAGUAAAUGGAAAUCUUUCAGAGAUAUUGACUUGAUACACUUGAAACAAGAUGGAGUUUUACCUAGUGUUGAAGAAACAGGUGAAGAAUACUUUAUGACCUUGUUGCAUAGAGGCUUCUUACAAGAUGUUAGACAAGGCAAUCUUGGUGAACUUGUAUCUUGUGAAAUUCCGGCUGUCAUGCACAAUUUGGCUCAAGAAGCUUCAAAACUAGAGAUUUUAGUCGCAAACUCUGAUACCAGCCAGUUUAAUGGAAAGCUUCGGCACUUAUCAGUUGGAGAACUGAAUACUUAUCCUACUGAAGAUUCUUCGGUUGAAGAUUUUGCUAUUGAAGAACGUACUGUUGAUCCAAGGGAUUACAAACGUUUGCCUACACUCAAUAAUUUGUUGCAUCUGCGAUAUCUUGAUCUAUCCCAUAAUGAAUACUUGUUGGAGCUUCCUAAUUCACUUGAAAAUCUGCAUAAUUUGCAGACAUUGAAACUAGAUCAUUGUCAGAGACUGAAAGAGUUGCCACGGGGCUUGAGGAAAUUAGUCAAUCUUAAGUACUUGGAGAUAUCUGGAUGUGACAGCUUGACUCAUAUGCCUCAAGGGAUUAGUUGCUUGACCAGUUUGCAAAGCCUAACAAUGUUUGUUGUAGGAAAGACAGAUCUAUUCAAGCAGGUCCGAGUAAGUGAGCUAAAGGGAUGGUGGAAAUCAUCAGGGAAACAGCAGCAAUCAUUGGCAUUUCCUCGGCUUUUUGGUCUGCAAGUACGCAAUUGCCCUCUCCUGACAUCCAUUCCUCUCUGUCCGAAUGUAGAAUAUUUCGAGUUGACUGGAUUUAAUGAAGCAUUCAACCCAUUUGGUAUCAGCAGUAACAAGAAAGCUGUUGCUGUUGCUGUUGCUGUUGCUGAUCAGUCUUCCUCUUUUUCUGGUAUUCCGACUUUGAAGAAACUGAUGAUAGAUAAUGUAGGAUAUCUGAAUUCUUGUCAUGUGGAAUCAUUGCAGCAGUUUCAUUAUAUGGAGAUACAAAGCGCUAAACUACGCAGUCUAUCAACUUGA